CCGCGUGUGGCGAUCGCUCCGUGUCGACGAACGUGACGAACGCGCGCGCACCGAAGAAAAACAAUCUACGAAUAAAAACGUACUUAAAUUUAACAUCCAAUCAUAAAUCAAUUGGACACCUCAAAUCCAAAGUUUGCUUUGAUAACAACAGCAAUCAAAGAGUUAAUAUGGAUAGCAGCAGUUUUGGGAACUUAUUGCUUGAAAGAGGCCAUGUUCUAUUGGAGUAGACAUCGCAAUUCAUAGUGUUAAGUGAUGAACAAAGGGCCACAAUAGCCACAAUGCUAGCCGACGACGACACACGACGCCUCAAUGAGACUUUUGCGAACAACACGUUUAAUAUUUUGGAGGAUCCACGUUUGACGUCACUUUUAACAAACAGAGGGAACAACCACACGAGUCUUGAAGAGCUCCUUCAAGUGUUGGAGAGUUAUAGAAAUAAAUAUAACAUUUCUGUGAAGAAGGAAUGUCAGUUGUCGGAAUAUUGUUCAGGAGAGUUCAGAGAUUUGAUACUUGCGUACAACAAUGUUCAUGGAUACGUGAGUUUAUUGGUCUGUCUGUUCGGCAGUUUAGCGAACGCUCUGAACGUAGCUGUUUUAACCCGACGAGAUUUAGCUUCGGCACCUAUCAACAGACUUUUGAAGUGGCUCGCUGUAGCCGAUAUCUUCGUCAUGCUAGAGUAUGUGCCAUUCGCUAUCUAUAGGUACUUGCUCCUACCAGGUCAAGAAGAGCGACCGUUCUCCUGGGCAGUAUACAUGCUGUUUCACUCGCACUUCGCGCAGAUCCUACACACAGCUUCCAUCUUGCUGACUCUUUCACUCGCUGUCUGGAGAUAUAUUGCAAUCAAGUAUCCGUCUCAUAGCUCUGCACUGUGCACCGACCGACGUUGCACGAUCGCCAUUCUUUGCAGCUUCAUCCUGCCACCUAUACUGUGCAUACCUUCAUAUUUUGUGUUCACAAUACACAAAGAAUUCACCGUCGAUAAGAAAAAAGUGUACUUCGUUGAUUCUGACUACGAUGGUCGAUUGUACCAGGUCAACUUUUGGGUUCAUGCCGUGUUUAUCAAACUUCUUCCUUGCGCUAUUUUGACAGUUAUAAGCGCGUGGCUCAUAAGGGCUUUGUACAGAGCUAAUAGCAGAAAGAGAGCCUUGAAAGGGUACAGUGCAUGCAAGACAGAACCAGUCUCAAAUGGAAAUGGAAAUAUUUUCACGAGAAAGUCAACGAAGAAAAGUAAAGCCGAGAGGAGGACUGAUCGAACGACGAAAAUGUUGGUUGCUGUUCUGUUGCUCUUCUUGCUAACGGAGCUUCCUCAAGGUAUAUUAGGUCUUCUCAGCGGCGUCCUCGGCAGAUGCUUCUUCAAGCGAUGUUAUGAUUUGUUUGGAGAGUUGAUGGAUGCUUUGGCUCUUCUCAACGGGGCUAUAAACUUCGUUCUCUACUGCUCUAUGUCUCGACAGUUCAGGACUACCUUUGGACAAAUGAUGAGAACACGUUGCGCCUCUACGACCAGAGCUGGGUCUAAUACGGAAUUGCAAACUACCUAUGUAUGAUGUUAUAAGAAAAAAAAUGGUGUGGCAUUUGUAUAAAGGACAUCGUCAUGGCAACUCGAGUAAGACAGUAUUGUGAAAUAUGAUGCCGCUGUCGUUACAAGAUGUUUUAUAGACCUUUUAUUCCGUUGGAUCAAUGAAGCGAGGAAAUUUCAUUCACGUUGAGUAGAAACUGUUUAAGUAGAAAUUGUUCAAAGAUAUCGUUUACGUGUUUAUUAAACAUAGACAAUGAAAUAAUUUUUUAAAAUCUAAAUCGCAUAUAUAUAUUUGUUUUUCAAACAAACCUAACCUAAUGUUCUGGGCUCUUCAUAGGUCCGAUGGUCGCUUCCUUGGCCUCUUUACAGCAUCAUGGGGCAUGUAAAGGGCAAGAAACGUUGGUAUGUUUGAAAAAAAAAAACAAAUAUACGUGAUAUAGAUCCGAAGAAAAAAUUGUUUAUUUCCC
Messenger RNA from Hyposmocoma kahamanoa, 1983 nucleotides. It is a transcript of the gene NGR-A20, whose product is annotated as sex peptide receptor-like. The coding region runs from base 279 to 1544 and encodes 421 amino acids. Gene Ontology annotation, cellular component: membrane. Gene Ontology annotation, molecular function: G protein-coupled receptor activity. NCBI's taxonomy places the organism in Eukaryota, Metazoa, Arthropoda, Insecta, Lepidoptera, Cosmopterigidae. Gene Ontology annotation, biological process: G protein-coupled receptor signaling pathway. The record is from RefSeq and is a predicted model, not a curated record. The transcript is spliced from 7 exons.